Molecule: messenger RNA, 1904 nt
Organism: Copidosoma floridanum
Lineage: Eukaryota; Metazoa; Arthropoda; Insecta; Hymenoptera; Encyrtidae
Gene: gt
Product: transcription factor giant
Biological process (GO): regulation of transcription by RNA polymerase II
Cellular component (GO): nucleus
Molecular function (GO): DNA-binding transcription factor activity, RNA polymerase II-specific; RNA polymerase II cis-regulatory region sequence-specific DNA binding
Source: RefSeq, a predicted model, not a curated record
GCGACACAAGGGUUGCUGCGUUAUAUAUGUCGGGCAUGCACCCUCGCCCACACUCAGACAAUCUUCGGACGGCAGUGUGGACAGGUCGAGUGUGUCUCUUCACUCUCGUCAAUUAGGCCCAACGUUUUCUUUUUUUUCUUCCUUCUUCGUCUUCUUAUUUCGGUGUUUUGUUGUGCAUUGUGCUGUGGUUACCGAAUUUGAUUUGCCGAUCGUUGCGACCGAGCAGCAAAUAGUCCCUGGCUGGAGACACUGGAGAGCGUGUCGACAAAGCCAAUCAACGAAGACUUGUGCACGUACGCCACGGCAAUGAGGAUCGACAGUAAGAGCGCGCUCGUGCUCGAUCUCUCGUGCAAGGGGCACCGAUCAUACGGCCCACCGGCGGCAGAUCCGUUGCUGCUUCUACAAAAGACGUCCGAGCACCCGCACCUCCAAGCCACGGCCUACCAGGACAAUCCUUACCAGCACCAGCACCACCAAGAGACGAACAACAACGACAAGGGCCACGUCAGCGAGUACCUCCAGCCCAAGAGCGAGAGCCAGCCCCAGUGGCUACCCGAUCGCAAAGUGCAGAGCCCCGACGAUCGUUCCUCCUACGUCCUAACCCCCCCGCAGACCGACGAGCACUCCUCCUCGCCGAGGAUGCACGGGUUGACGAUAACUUCGGAGGAGGACGAGGUGAAGGCGGCGGCUCAGAUGCAGGUGCAACUGCAGCUUCAGGCCAAGCUGUCGAGUUCGUACGGGGUGCCGCCCGGCGUCCCGGUGAGCGUGCCCGGCUUCUCGACCAUCCCCGCGAUCUCGUACGCCUCGUCGAUCUUCCCGAAUUUUUACCCGAGCUCCGUUGGCCCGAGUGGCUUAGCGCCGGCCGAGUAUCCGGGCUCCACGUCACCAGUGUCCGGGUCGCCCGACGAGGUUAAGAAGGUGCCGCCCCGGCCCUUCAAGGCUUACCCGAGGGACUCCCUCGCCAUCAGUUUGACCAGCGAAUUGAUGUUUGACCCGGAGGUCAAGCUGAGCUACCAGAGCUUCCGCAACCGGAUGCUCGACUCGGUCAAGCGGACCUACGAGGGUACCAACAUGAAGAUGCGCCGGAACAGCUGCAGCAGUGGGAGCGGCAUCACCGUCAGCCCCAACUACACCGGUGGUAGCAGCAAGAGCCCGGGCGUUCAGCCGAGCAGCAGUACCAUCGAUGAGAAGGACGCCGCCUACUGGGAGAGGAGACGCAAGAACAACGAGGCGGCCAAGAGGUCGAGGGACGCGCGCCGAGCCAAGGAGGACGAGAUCGCCAUCAAGGCGGCUUUCCUGGAGCAGGAGUGCCUCAAGCACAUAUGCGAGAACAAGCUGCUCAAAGAGGAGAAUGCUAGGCUCAAGGAGGAAAACGCGAGGCUCAAGUUCAUGUCCUACGGCCAUUAGCUUAGUUGGGUACGGUUAUUGUGGUCCGUUUGUACAUAACUGUGUUUUAAGCAAUAUGAUAUUGCGUAAACUAUCUGUGUUCCUUAGAUAAGACUGUGUCGUUUGUAAAUAAUCUGUAAUAUAUAAUACAAGUAUAUGUGAUCCCGUGAUUUCAUUCUCGGUGUAUUAUGGUUUCAGUGCGAGUACGAUUAUUUUGCAACAUUACCGAUGAAAACGAGAUAUUGCUACAACGGUGUGUUUUUUAUAAAUUUGGACAUUGCUGUCCAGUCAACGUUAAGAGAGGAUAAACAGUUUCAAUAAUUAGUUCGUCAACGAAUACUCAAGUUGUUUCAACGAUACUAUCCAUACACACGUCUAUUUUUGAAUUUUAUUGGUGUUUAUGUAUUUUUUCGAAAUUUAAUAUAAUUCGUAUUGUAAGUCUUUAAUGUUUCAUAGACGUGCGAAAAAUUGUAAAUAUACCUCUCGACUAAGUUUUUAAAUAUGAAUAAAUAUUUAUU